UCGAGUUCCAUCCCAGAUCCUGGAACUGGUGGGGCUUUGGCUGAACCAAAACAAAAACAGCUCAGCCAGCCGAGCUGUCAGUGAAAACCUGAACUCUGUGGCAGCUCUCUCAUCAUGCUCCUGAAAUCAUGUUGCAUUUACAGUACGGGAGUACUUUCUAUACUAAUGCUAAUCUUUGGCAUUUCUUUGGUUUUGUCUACCGUGUUUACACGUUUUGUGCAGUCGAUGGUUAAAAGGGAAGUAGUUUUGAGAAAUGGAACAGAUGCGUUUGAGGCCUGGGCUGAUCCACCGGCUCCUAUCUACAUGCAGUUUUACUUCUUCAAUCUGACAAAUCCCUCAGAGGCGCUGGCUGGGGAGAGGCCUGCUGUGUUGGAGAUUGGACCAUACACAUAUCUAGAGCACCGGCCCAUGGAGCAAAUAACAUUUGAGGAUAACAGCACUAGAGUAGCAGCUGUCAACACUAAAACCUACAUUUUUCAGCGCGGCAUGUCCCGGGGCCCUGAGAGCGAUCUCAUCAGGACAGUCAACAUCCCUGCCAUGACGGUUAUGGAGAAAUUUAAGGAUUUCCCUGUUGAAGCCAACAUUAUCUCAGCCUACAUGAGGUCUACCGGUGAAGGCCUGUUCAGCACCCACACAGUACGAGAGCUGCUGUGGGGAUAUGAAGACCCUCUGCUCAAAGCCCUCAAAUUAGUCAGACCUGAGCUAGAUGACGUUUUUGGACUCUUCUAUAAGAGCAAUGCUUCAAAUGAUGGAGAAUAUGUGUUCUUCACUGGCCAGCAGAAUUACAAAGAUUUUUCUAGAGUGGCAACAUGGAACGAUCAAAGCUCUCUGAACUGGUGGACAUCUGAUGAGUGUAAUAUGAUCAAUGGAACCAAUGGAGCAUCUUUUCAUCCACUCAUCUCCAAGAAUGAAGAGCUGUACAUAUUUUCUUCUGACCUGUGCAGGUCUUUGUAUGCUGUGUAUGAGGACGACGUGACAGUGAAUGGGAUCCCUGGCUAUCGAUUCAUUCUUCCAGAUGAGGUGUUUGCCAAUCUGACUGUGAACCCAGCCAAUAAGGGCUAUUGUGUACCUGCGGGUAACUGCCUCGGCUCUGGCCUGCUUAACGUCAGUGCAUGUAAACAAGGAGCGCCCAUCAUUAUGUCCUCGCCACACUUCUACCAGGCAGAUGAGAAAUUCGUUCAGGAUGUAUUUGGGAUGAAUCCUAAAAAGGAGCUGCAUGAGACUAACAUUGACAUCAACCCGCUAACGGGGAUUGUCCUCCGUGCAGCCAAGCGCGUCCAGAUUAAUGUCUAUGUAGAGAAAAUCAAGACUUUCAGUCAAACAGGAAAUGUGAGGACAGUGGUCUUGCCUGUGGUUUAUCUCAAUGAGAGUGUUGUCAUUGAUGACACGUCAGCAAAGAAGCUGCGUGUGAUUGUUGCUCAGAAGAAUGUUGUGGAGAACAUCCCGUUCAUGCUGAUUGGUCUGGGAAUAUUUCUCGGAGGGAUCUUUAUGUUCCUCAUGUGUCGACAGAAAGUCCCAGAGAGCACCACUGCUGAGCGACAGCCCCUGCUGUCAUCAUAGCACCAAACUGAAUGUGCAAGAAGGAGAUCUGUCACAUUUACCAUCUUGUUAUUUCAAGGCUUCACUCGAUCUAACAGUUGUACCGCCGACUCAAAGUAACCACUCAUAACUGGCAUGCCACCUUUUAAUCUGUUUUUAACCUUUUGAAACAAAGUGAGCAGGACUGUUUUCAGUAUUUGAAAAAAAAGCACUAGCGUUACUGUCUUCAUUCAAAGUUGUAAUGAUGCUAAAAUAUUUUUAUGUGUGUGUUUUUUGUUUUUUUUAUAAGAUAUGGCACCAUUUUUGAGCAGCGGCAUACUCUACAUUUCCGUUUGUGCACGGACGUGUGUGGAGGUCUAUAAGGAAACUGUGUGAAGCUACUGCAAUAGUUUAAAUACUCAAGUUUGUUUUUAAAAAUAAGAAACUACGUUCCAUUUUUUUGUAUUGACUAAAAUAUAAUGUCAGACUAAUCACUAACAUAAUAUUUUAUUUUUAAUCAGCCUUAAAUGUGUUUUUGGCAAAGGAAGAAAACCCCAAAAACAAAUAACUCUGAUUUAUUGAUCGUUUGGAAUCGUGUCAGAAUCAGUAUCUUGUGCUCAAAAGGAGAAAUAGUAUGGAUCAGUUUAAUUUGUUGUUAAAGGAGCAUGAGGCUCCUUUUAAGAAAUGAGACUCAUUAGCGCCACCCUUCGCCACGACGACCGUCGGGGGUACUGCAGCCAACAGUGAAGCCGGCCCGGGAGAACGGGGAGAACGCACAUGCAGCGUCAUGUGACGUCACAUCCGCAGGACAGCGCGGGAAAUUCGGCCCCACAAUUGCAGCACAUUUUGCAGCACACAGCCUGUUCAAGGCAACAGAGAGAUACGCUAGAGGGCUCAUUCUUUUUGGUUUGGAACGCUUCAUCUGACAUUAUUACUAGAAAACUUAAAACGUAUACAAAUUUUUUUCAUAAAUCCUGCCUCAAUCCUGCCUAAUGCGCCUUUAAUCUGUUGUAGCAAAGCCCAAUAAUCUACUUUACCUGGAGGAAAAGUUAGUUAAUAUUAAUUUAAAAGGAUAAAGGGAAGUUUUUAGCCUGCCGUGACUGUCUGUGACAUGUUGUACAUGGAAAUAUUUGUUUUCCGCUCCAGGAGUCAGUAUUUUGUUCUGAUUCUUGCUGAUUUUGUGAAAAUAUGAUUUAUCAUAUUGACAUGAAUUUUAAGUACUUGUUUUUGUAGGAUUGAUUUCUACAGGAGUUGUAAGAGUGAAUGUUUGAGAUGAAAUCUUUAUUGGUUUGUUGGACUGUUCGUGUUUACAGAAGAUUGCUCAUUUAUGAAGUAAUAUGAACUUGUCCAGCAUUGCACAGAAUAUAACUCUCAUCAGGCGUUUUUUUUUUAAUAGGAGUUUUCAUGUUAAAUCGCUGAUGUCUUGUGCUUAUUUUGUUUGUUUGUUUGUGAUGUACGUGUAAAAGGUAACAUUGGUUACAUUACCCCUCUCUAGGAAAAUAUGUACUUAACAUGUAAUCACAGAUUAAAUACUCAACAGGUCAGCCAUGCUUCACAUAAUUAGCACCUUUUAUUGUCAUUUGUUCUAACUUACUAAUAAACUAUGUGUGAUAAUGCCA
Cololabis saira (Pacific saury) is the source of this 3137-nucleotide messenger RNA. It is a transcript of the gene scarb2c, whose product is annotated as scavenger receptor class B, member 2c. Gene Ontology annotation, biological process: receptor-mediated endocytosis; protein targeting to lysosome. Bases 115 to 1560 code for a protein of 481 amino acids. Gene Ontology annotation, cellular component: membrane; lysosome; cytoplasm. Gene Ontology annotation, molecular function: scavenger receptor activity. The record is from RefSeq and is a predicted model, not a curated record. The transcript has 12 exons. NCBI's taxonomy places the organism in Eukaryota, Metazoa, Chordata, Actinopteri, Beloniformes, Belonidae.